Aegilops tauschii subsp. strangulata is the source of this 357-nucleotide messenger RNA. Lineage: Eukaryota; Viridiplantae; Streptophyta; Magnoliopsida; Poales; Poaceae. The record is from RefSeq and is a predicted model, not a curated record.
AUGGCCGUCCUCCCACCCCUUGACAUCUCUGUGACAGUGGCCACUGUAGGCGAGUGUCUAUUGACAACCCAUGGGUCUCAUAUAUCACUGCGGCUAAAUGGGUUCCCGUGCAAGAGGACCGGACGCCUCCUUCUCCUCCGCGGCAACCCGGUCGGCUCCGCAGUGCCGGCGGCGAACGUGGAGAAGCUCCCGGGGCUCAACACGCUCGGCGUCUCCAUGUCCCGCGUGGACUACGCACCGUGGGGCGUGAACCCGCCGCACACCCACCCGUCGAGCUGCAGCCUGCGCCCUGCGCACCCGGCGCGCCGCCGCCGACCUGCGGAACGGGGGGCCCGAGCAGGAGGAGCCGAGGAGUAG